Molecule: messenger RNA, 934 nt
Organism: Emericellopsis atlantica
Lineage: Eukaryota; Fungi; Ascomycota; Sordariomycetes; Hypocreales; Bionectriaceae
Exons: 3
Coding region: 232-831 (199 amino acids)
Source: RefSeq, a predicted model, not a curated record
GGUACGCAUGUCCUAGUCUAGUCCCGAGCUAUUGACAAUCGACAAUUGCAAGUUGGGAAAGAAAUUGUCGCGGAGGCACGUCAUUGCGCUGUCUAUCACAUGUCAACGCCCACCACCCUCCUCCAAGAUCAUUCAUACGACUUUCCUCGCUGAUCACCACUCACUACAACUACUCGAAGAGAACCAUCGACGCAAGUGACAGAUCACUUGAAAUUGCCCAAUUGACUCACAAUGGAGCACCCAGUCCGCGAAAUACCAGAGGUCAUCACCAACCUCACAACAGGCUCCCCAGAGGUCCAGUCCCAUACUCUCCAAACAUACUUCACAUCCGACGCCAGCUUCACGCAUCCAUUCUGCCGCGUCCCCUCCCUCCGCAAGGGCACAAUCCCUCUCCUGCACUGGGUAGACUCGCGAUGGCUCAUCCUGGGUAUCUAUCGGUGGUACAGGACCCUCAGUCCCAGUAUCAGCAUCAACAUCGACUCAGCAGUGUUUGACCAGAAAACCGGCCUCCUCUACGUCACAAUCAACCAGACAUUCGCCCUCUGGUUCGUCCCGUUCUACAAGGCGCCCGUCCGGCUCGUCAGCGUGCUGCGCCUGACGCAGCGCCAGCAGCCGCCGCCGCCCAGCAACGCCCACGCGGCGGCCAUCGACCACGACAAGGGCAAGUACUACAUUGCCAGCCAGGAGGAUCUGUACCAGGUCAACGACUUUAUCAACUUUCUGAUGCCUGGCUUCGGGCCGGCGCUGUGGUGGCUCUGGCAGGUCUUCAGUGCGCUCCUCUGUGUUGUCGGGUCGCUGGUGUUCCUGCCGCUGUAUUUCGUCAUGAAUUGAGCGCCAGGCGGAUGUCUGUAAGGCAUCUUUGCGAGGAUAAAGAUACCGUCCAAGUAGUGGUAAUGGUGCCAUGCGGACAUGGUAAUGAUAUUAAUAUAAAUAU